AUGGGUCGUGGGGACAGCGAUAAUAUCGUAGAGCUAAUCGCUCUUGUCCUUGCAAUACCUGGUGCGAUCGCUGCCUUGGCCACACUGUGGAUUCUUCUGACAAGACGACGCUAUCGACCAAGAGGGCACAUCGACGCUAUCCCGGGUCGAGAUCUGGAGAACACAGCUGCCUCCCGCCCACGCGACGCCAACGACGAAUUAACCACGCGCCGAGCCGCAGACUGGUUCCAAGACCAGUACAUCCACCUGCACCGCGAAGUAACCGCCGAACGGCAAGAAUGGGCCGAAGAAAUGGAGUACAUAUAUCCAAACCUCUAG
Molecule: messenger RNA, 318 nt
Organism: Trematosphaeria pertusa
Lineage: Eukaryota; Fungi; Ascomycota; Dothideomycetes; Pleosporales; Trematosphaeriaceae
Exons: 2
Coding region: 1-318 (105 amino acids)
Source: RefSeq, a predicted model, not a curated record